AUGUUUUUUUCCCAAGUAAAUUGCGCUUCCGAAGGUUUGCAGGAGAAAGAUGAUGUAAAAGCAGUCAAUCAAAUUAUUGAUGCCAUAACAAUACUAAGGAAGUUUGACCAACUUGUCCGAAAUUGGACUGACGAUUGGAAAGGAUGGUUAUUAUUGGCGGUGAAUUAUCACUGGAAGAAACGACACUGUGCCGAAAUGAAGAGACAAUGCAUAGUGAUUGACUCCAUGAGAGAUUGGAGUAGAAGAACUACCGGGAGUUGGGAACUACCGGGAGAAAGAAAGUUGGUUCUGGGCAUUGGUUGCCAAAUGCCAAACAUCAUCAAUACACAUCCAACCAGAAAAUGCGAAAUAGUGGUUGGAUGUUUGGGAAAUGACGAGGAAGAUUAUUCUGAAGGAAAUCAUUCAAGUGAUCCUUCAAAUGUGCUUGACUUUUUGUUGAAGAGCUUUUCAUCAAAAGAUUCAUCAUUAGAUUCAUCAUUGGAUUCAUCAAUGGAUUCAUCAUUGGAUUCAUCAUUGGUUUCAUCAUUGGUUUCAUCAUUGGUUUCAUCAUUAGAUUCAUCAUUGGGUUCUUCAUCCAAGGAUACUUCAUCUAAGGAUACUUCAUCCAAGGGUUCUUCAUCCAAGGGUUCUUCAUCCAAGGACUUUUCAUCGACAGAUUGUGUCUUUUCAUUAGAGGGAUUAAUUGCUAAAAUAAAAAAAGUAAGAAAAAAUGGUUAG
Messenger RNA from Funneliformis geosporum, 717 nucleotides. The record is from the annotation of a GenBank genome assembly. NCBI's taxonomy places the organism in Eukaryota, Fungi, Glomeromycota, Glomeromycetes, Glomerales, Glomeraceae.